UCGCUAGAAUUUGAGACACAACCGUGCUGAGUACGUCUGUAGACCUCCCACUUAAAACGGUGGGGAGGGGGAGGGGGAGAGGGAGAGGGUGAUUCCCAAAUAAACCAACACGCAGCUUCACUCUCAUUGCUUUGAGGAGGUGAUAAAGUAUCCUCGCAUUUUUUUUUUAAUCGAAAAGGGAUGGACCAUAACAACGGAGGAAAAGAAAAAUGGGGUCGAUAACAUUCUAACCUGAGGGUUUUGACUACUGGUGGAGACAGGUGAUAUAAAAACACGGUACCAUGUGAAUGGUUGAGGAACAUGAAGGCUGCACACAAACUACUGUUCGUCCUGUGUCCCAUGCUGGUCUUGGGGUUCAUCUACUACUCUUCUGGGAAGCUCCAUUUGUACGUAUGGGGCCAGAAGCCACAUAAAGAUGUGGAGCCCACAGUAAAAGUCAGUAAAGUCACUAGUGUUUCUGUCAAAUCCACUGUGACCAAAGAGCCGGUGGUGGAGGGCCCUGUCUCCGUGGGACGAAUAGUAGGCUCAGGUACAGCCUCGCUGCAAAGAGUGCACUCUGGUCAACAUGAGAACCCCAGCAGGCCUGUGUUUGAUAUGCAAGGGUUCUUGCUGAAUCUGGACACAAAGCUGCCACCGGAGUUGGUGUACAAGUACGGAAACCUCAGUGAAGGAGCCUGUAAACCUGGUUAUGCAGCUGCCAAAAUGAGUGCUAUCUAUCCAAAGUUUACUAAGCCAGCUUCCAUGUUUCUGGACCGGAACUUUAAGCGGCUUUCAAAAGUUACAAACUAUUUACCUCCAUUUGGAUUCAAAACACAAGAAAGAAUCAUAGAUGUUAUAUUAACUGCCACAAAGAAUUAUGGACUGGGUCCAGAUUUAGAUAGUUUGAGUUGUAAAAGAUGUAUAAUAGUAGGCAAUGGUGGUAUCCUUAGCAACAAGUCUUUAGGAUCCUGCAUCGAUGAAUAUGACGUUGUGAUAAGACUCAACGAGGCCCCAGUGAGUGGUUACACCAGAGAUGUAGGUACUAAGACCACCCUGAGGAUAACCUACCCAGAAGGGUCCAUCCAGAAGCCCGAGCGCUAUGAGAAAGAUUCCCUCUUUGUCUUCUCUGCUUUCAAACCUCUUGACUUUAAAUGGCUGAGACAGAUGGUCUUCAAAGAGAAACUGCAAGGAACAGAGGGCUUCUGGAAGUCUGUAGCGUACUCUGUGCCCCGGCAACCCUCGGAGAUUCGGAUCCUCAACCCCUACUUUAUACAAGAGGCUGCCUUCCAGUUUAUUGGCCUUCCACAGAACAAUGGCCUCAUGGGUAAAGGGACCCAGGAAAUUGGACUUGAGAAAGUAGAUAAAUGCCACUAGCAUCAUAGCUUGUUGAAGCUCUCAGCCAUCCCAUCAUGGCAUGAGUACAGACAAGAGUCUGUGUGUGAUCUUGGCCACCUCCUGAAAACUCAGACCUCCUCUAAAUGAUGGAACAUGUGCAGUGCACGUGGAGCAGCGCCCAGGCCCCUAAGGUUUGUGUAGGUAGGGGGGCAGCGCAGGAGGGAAGCUGUCCCAUACGGUACUGAUCAAGGUGGAAUACAUUUUGACAGCCUCCUCCUUUGAGCACGCCAGACACCCACCUGCUUAAGGCUGCAUACACUGACACAAUCUUAAUGCUAAUUGUGUGUGUGUGUGUGUGUGUGUGUGUGUGAAUCAGACACCAGGCCACUGCAAGCUAAUGAUUUAGAAUGGUUGACUCCUCCAGGGAGAUGAGGAAGUGAAGGUCUGCCUCCUGAAAUUGGUAUGUCAGGGGUGGGGGUCUGUUUAAGCAAAUUGUUAAUCACACGCAGCUCAAGAUGAGUUAACAACUGCUGAGCAGAACCAAGCCAGAACUCCUUCAGGCACAAUGCCAUCUCGACCUCGAGGAAGAGCUGGACCAGAGCAAAGCACAGACAGUGAUGUUAAAUAGAUUCAGAUAUAGCACAGCAAGCAUAGUUAUUCAUGCUUCAUUUGUGGUUGUAUGUGU
Messenger RNA from Sinocyclocheilus anshuiensis, 1999 nucleotides. Its product is annotated as CMP-N-acetylneuraminate-beta-1,4-galactoside alpha-2,3-sialyltransferase-like. The transcript is spliced from 12 exons. Gene Ontology annotation, molecular function: sialyltransferase activity. Lineage: Eukaryota; Metazoa; Chordata; Actinopteri; Cypriniformes; Cyprinidae. The record is from RefSeq and is a predicted model, not a curated record. The coding region runs from base 301 to 1353 and encodes 350 amino acids.